AGAAACUUCUCAAAGCUUUGAUACUAUCCUACACAUCAUCAAGCUCCUCCUAGAACCUACUUAUAUUUAUCUUCACCUAUUAAUAUAUAAAUCGUCUCAAUUCUCAAUUGCAAGACCAGAAAGCCAACAAGCUAAUUAGAGUAACCAGUGAGUGUUGUUAUCAAAGAAUUAAUUAGUUAAUUUUUAGUAAUGGCUUUGGCACGCUUAGCUUUGAAGAAUCUGCAGCUGAAUAAUGUACAGAAACAGAGAUGGUGCUCUCAACUUGUACGACGCUUGUCUACAAAGUCCGCCGAUGAACAACAAGUAGUUGAUGCAGGAAAAUCUGAGAAACAACAAGUAGCUGUUUCCGACAGUGGCAAUAAAUCAAAGUUAUUUCCAAGGAGACGACGCCGUGCCAAUCUUUGGAGACGCAACAACCCUGCUCUUUUCGAAAAUUUACCAACAGGACUUGGAAAUGCAUUAUUGCAAGUCACAGAGAAUAUCAACAGGUUAUUUGAUAACCUAAACUUGAAUCCCUCUCAAUUAAUGGGAAGGUAUAAGGAGGAUGAUAAGAGUUACAAAAUCCGUUACGACGUGCCAGGGUUAGGCAAGGAGGGCGUGAAGAUUAUGGUUGAGGAUGGAAUUCUGACAAUAAAGGGUGAACACAAGGAAGAGGAGAAGGAAGAAGGUUCAGAUGAUGAGUUUUGGUCAUCAAGUAGCUAUGGUUACUACAAUAAUAGCAUUGUGUUGCCUGAAGAUGCUAAGGUUGAUGAGAUUAAGGCUGAGAUGAAAAGUGGUGUUUUGACAAUUACUAUUCCUAGAAGUGACAAGUCUAAGAAAGAUGUUAAGGAAAUUCAAGUUAUGUGAGGUUUUUCUUUGGUUCAAAAGUGUAAUAAGUAUGUACUUAAUAAUUAGUAUUAUCUGAAUAUGCCGUGGCUGUUUUUAUAAUAACUAAGUUCUCUUUUGAUUUUCAAGAGGCUGUGACAAGAGUGGUUUUGCCUUUGUUUUCUUUUCCUUCUUUUUUCAAUUAUUUCAAUAUGAAAUAUCUCUGUAAUGCUCUGUUUUU
Molecule: messenger RNA, 1045 nt
Organism: Solanum dulcamara
Lineage: Eukaryota; Viridiplantae; Streptophyta; Magnoliopsida; Solanales; Solanaceae
Product: 26.5 kDa heat shock protein, mitochondrial
Exons: 2
Coding region: 190-846 (218 amino acids)
Biological process (GO): response to heat
Source: RefSeq, a predicted model, not a curated record